AUGACUUCCUCGACUCAAAAGGAUUUCGGACUUAGCGAGGAUGCUAUUCGUAAGAUAACCGAGGACGAAGUGAAAAGGAUUCAGGCCCUCUUACCCUUCGUAAAUGCUUCGAAUUACCUCGAACGAGCGUUUAAAGACUACGGUAUCGUUAUCGAUUCGGAGAAGAAGCAGUGCUUUGCUGAAUACAAUAUUUCUAGCCUUUUCGGUUAUAAUAUACGUUGCAAUAUUAAGAGCUUCGGUGGCUUUUCGGAUCCGAAAGUGACUUGGGACGACUUUAAAUCGGUGGUCAAGAAGGAGUACAAGGCUUUCGACCUAGCUAGGUGGAAGGAUAGUAUUGGCUUCUUGAACGACUUAAGCAAUAAGUGGAUAGCAAGGGAAGGAGCUUUUAAGGCGGAGCUUCUACAGUUCACUCGACAGUUCAACCUUACGGGCCUUGCUUGCUUAACUAAUAAGGAUAUUACCGAUAAGCAGCUGAACAUUUACUCCGGUGGUACUUAUCCUUUUCUUUUUCACCGCGCAAGCACCACCGCUGCGAGUUCGAUUACUCCGUUCAUCGAUCUUAACUUAAGGAUCGAGGCUCUUACGGAACAGCUAGCGAAGCUUAAGGUUACUUUCGCUAAACUAAUAGAAAUGGAUAAGCCCGAGCCCGCUUACAUCGCGAUUCUUAACCGAAACGCUUCACGACCGGAGGACUUACGGAAUCUUCUCGUCACACUGCCAAAAGCUUUUAAGGCUGCACUUAAGCUUAAGGCCAAGCCUUUUAAGACUGCUAAAUUAUACGAGGGGCUUGGCAAGGUGAUCUCUUCUUUAAGAAUGGAUUACGAAGCGACUCGUAUUAAGCUUUUAAAAGGGCGCGAUUUGCUUAGGAACCUAACCUUUGGUGAGACUAUUGCGUUCUUCGCUGCUCUUUUUACUUUUAAACGAUCUUCUUUCGAAGAAAGUAAUACUUCUUUAUCUGGUGGCGAUCUAUUUUGCAGAGUUACGGGUCGCUUUAUCGGUGAAGCGCCUUAUCGCAAGAAUUUACCACCUCUUCUUUCUUUUGCUACUUCGACUUACGGCCGAAUUACCGGUGAGGCAGACCUUACAUAA
Messenger RNA from Drepanopeziza brunnea f. sp. 'multigermtubi' MB_m1, 1089 nucleotides. Lineage: Eukaryota; Fungi; Ascomycota; Leotiomycetes; Helotiales; Drepanopezizaceae. The record is from RefSeq and is a predicted model, not a curated record.